Penicillium alfredii is the source of this 2526-nucleotide messenger RNA. RefSeq lists its product as uncharacterized. The transcript is spliced from 3 exons. Bases 1 to 2526 code for a protein of 841 amino acids. The record is from RefSeq and is a predicted model, not a curated record. NCBI's taxonomy places the organism in Eukaryota, Fungi, Ascomycota, Eurotiomycetes, Eurotiales, Aspergillaceae.
AUGGCAGCUGCUACCUUGAAUGGAGUUGACAAGCUCAGCCCAGACCUUGGCAUGUCCUCUGACGAAGAGGAUUUUGUCUCCAGCCAAAGCACUGCCUCUGGGGACAUCGACCAGUCAGCCAAGCAGCAUUUGUCAACCGCUCUCGAAAAGAUGCAGCACCAGAACGUGACCUGGACGUUUCCUCCCGAAACAAGAGCUUCUAGUGACACACCUCCAGCCUCGAAAAUGGCGAAAAAGCCACUGGAGCUGCUGGACUUACCUCUGGAUGUCCUCAAGGACAUUAUCAAAGAGGUAACGCACACCAAUGACCUCACUUCUCUUGCUCUCACUUGCUCCGCCAUUCACUCGUUGACAAUUCCUCAUAUGUACUCACGAUUCGACAUUGUCUGGCCGGAAUCCCUCACCCCAACCCCGGAGGACUACACGGGAGUUGAUGCUCUCUCUCACGGCCUGUCUACACUGGUUAUGGGAGAGGAUGUGUUCGGACAAUUGCCGCUGUUGGGAUCUUCUCGAUCCGCAAGCGCCUGCUCGCAUUGCGGUUGCGAUGAUCGUGGUCAUCGCCCGGCUUCUACUUCUCAAGAAGUGGAGCCCAGAGUCAGCUUGCGCCGAGGAAACAAUUACGCGCAAUACACGCGCACGUUCUCCAUUGGCAAUGGUCCGCUGGGAUGGGUCCAAGAGUACUCGGUGAACAAAGAGGUUGGCAAGAUGCUCGGGACGCUGGUCGCCUUGGCUGUCGCACGCAUGGUCAAUCUCGAGGCGUUCAUAUGGGACAUGCCGACGGGGGUGGUGCGUGAAAUCUGGCUUGCGCUGGCCUCGCUAGCCAAUCGGCCGGGCCACGAGUGUCGUCUUGAGCGUGUCUGGGUGCGCUGGCACGACAAUUCAGAGCAUACUUGGCGCACCUCGACCAUGAUGAUCUCGCGACUGCUCCACAACUACAAGCACGUAGAACACCCUUCAUUGUCCGUGUUGCCGCCGCUGAAGAGCGUGGCUGUCCUCGACAUUGAUGAACCGGCGUAUGUGGAGGAACUGGCCGUCCUGGUUGAGAGAUCACAUCAACGCCUGACGGAACUGCGAAUCGGCAUCUCUGCUAAGGCCUAUAUGGCCCCCUGGCUUAUCUGCGGGAAGGACUCUGAUACCUCAUCGACGUGGCCCAGGAUGAGCGGUGUACUUGGGAUCCUUUCACCCCGCAAUCCGGUUCAGCAGGAUGACGCGACUACCGUGGCAUCAAUGGCUGAACUUUCAAUGGCUUCAGAGGGCUGGGGCUCUGGACCCGCGUCCGCCUCCGCGUCCGCCUCCUCUGCUGAACAGAACCUCCAAACCUCGGCCAUUUCUGUUAAUGGACAAGUGACCUCACCCCAGAACGUGAGCUCGUCUAACGCCAUCCAUGGCAGCAACUCCUCGCCGCUAGCAGCCUCAGCUUCCCCGGGAACCAGUGCUCGGUCAUCUGCUAAAGUUCCUCAUCCCGGGGAUAAGGUGUUCAAUCUCCAGCUUCUCGAAUUAGAGCGGGUUCCUCUAUUUAUGCCGUCGCUUCUUCCCGCCAUCGACUGGACUCGCCUUGCGACCCUCACCAUAAUGCGAUGUGAAGACCAUGAGAAGCUCUGGGGAGCCCUUCGCCGCAAAUAUGCACCACCGGAAUUGCCACCAAAGCGAUCGCAGAACGGAGAUCAUGAUCGGCCGAGUUUGAGAUCCGAUGACUUUGCGCUGAAGAUCAAAAAUCUUCGCACAGACACAGUCUCACCUCACUUCAUGCUCUUCAUCAAGGAGGCUUUGGCCCCGAAUACCCUGGAGUGUGUCUCUCUGCACGAAGCACCAUCCUACGAUUCUACCGUCCAAGUCGACGCCAUUUACCGACACAUCCUGCGGAAACACCGACUGAGUCUGCGAAAUAUCCUGGUCGAUGCGACCGAUCGGACAAUCGCGCAUGACAGCAUGAACACACAAUGGCACAAGUGGAUCUUCAACCACGAGAUGAUCUCAUUCGUCACUAGUGGCCGCAUGCCGCAUCUUAAGGAACUGGCCAUGUCAAUGCAUUAUCGGGAUUGGCACUAUUUCCUUCAGCGUCUCCCCAACAUGCCCCAGGUCCGUGCUUUAUACCUGCCGCAUAUUAGGCACAGCGUCCACCGCGACCUGAAAGAGCUCGCUCUCCAGAUCCUCGACAUUGUCAGUAUUCGGCCGGAUCUCAAAGUCGCUUACAUUGGCCUGGAAAACAAAUGCUACCAGAUUCUCGAGGCGACUCGCAAUGACCAAGAUUCCGAAUUUGACGACAACAACCCGACUGACCCUUUUGCUCCUACCGACGAAGAAGACCCGUGGGACAACGGCAAUUUCCAGCCCAAUACCCUAGAAGAAGAGGAAGAAGACAUCCCAGACGCGCAGCUAGUCGAUGAUCUUGCCAACGACGACUCCGAUGACUCGGAUAGCGAGCCGGAAGCACUUGGUGCUUCCCGGAUUCAAUUUCGGCUGCAGGAGAUUCUCUUUUACGACGACAAGAUAUCUAUUUUCAAGGCACGUCAUGGCGUUCUGUGA